AUGAGUGGAAGUUGUUUAAUGGCUCUCGCACAAGUCCCGUGGCCUCUUCUUGUAGUCAUCGGUCUUUUUGUGUGUGAGUGUAUGGGAGGCUGCGCCGAAGUGGACUCAAAGACGGAGGCCGUGCGGGGCGAGGCUUUCGUGUUGGGCUGCAUUUCCUGUAAGAGACGAGAGGAAGUAUCAGCCAUCACCACCCUGGACUGGCACUUCAAACCUCAAGGAGAGGAAAACUACACACACAUCUUUCACUAUGAGCACCCCACUGCUGAAGUUUUGGACGAGGCCUUCAUGGGUCGUCUGGACUGGCUGGGUACUCUUGGCGAGGACGUCCAGGCGGGCACUGUCGCCAUGCACAACAUUAGCUAUGACGACGCCGGCACAUACCGCUGCACCUUUACCCGAACCCUCCUCCUGGCAGGCUUCCGGCAACAUGUCACUGUCGAAAAAGAGGUGGAGCUCAGUGUGGUGGACGUUGCCAACCGUGAGCUGGCGGCGGUGGUGUCGGAGAUGAUCAUGUACGCACUGAUCGUGCUGCUGCAGCUGUGGCUCAUUGUCGUGGUGGUCUACUGCUACAAGAAGGUGUCCGAAGAUAUGGACGCCCGCGAGGCUCGCAGAGCGCUCAAAGAGCACAGAGAACUGCUGGACUGUGACGGCGUCAGUUUAGAAGAAGGCAAAUAA
Messenger RNA from Nerophis lumbriciformis (worm pipefish), 675 nucleotides. Lineage: Eukaryota; Metazoa; Chordata; Actinopteri; Syngnathiformes; Syngnathidae. The record is from RefSeq and is a predicted model, not a curated record.